Messenger RNA from Pundamilia nyererei, 924 nucleotides. RefSeq names its product olfactory receptor 11A1-like. Gene Ontology annotation, cellular component: membrane. Gene Ontology annotation, biological process: G protein-coupled receptor signaling pathway; detection of chemical stimulus involved in sensory perception of smell. Lineage: Eukaryota; Metazoa; Chordata; Actinopteri; Cichliformes; Cichlidae. Gene Ontology annotation, molecular function: olfactory receptor activity; odorant binding; G protein-coupled receptor activity. The record is from RefSeq and is a predicted model, not a curated record.
AUGGAUGAAGAAUUAAAUAUUACCUAUAUAAGUUUUGAUAGACAUGUGGAAAAAUACAGAUAUUUUAAUUUUUUUAUUAUGUUCACAUUAUAUAUUCUAAUAACUUGCAGUAACUCUAUUAUUAUAUACCUCAUUUUGAUCCACAAAAAUCUCCACAAACCUAUGUACACUUUUAUUGCAGCAUUGCUACUGAACGUUGUUAUUUACGCCACAACUAUUUACCCAAAACUCCUGAUUGACUUUUUAUCUAAAAAACAAAUCAUAUCAUAUUCAGCAUGUCUCUUUCAGUUUUCCAUAAUUUAUUCUCUGGGUUCUUCAAAGUUUGUUCUCUUGGCAGCCAUUGCCUAUGACAGAUAUAUGGCUAUAUGCAAACCUCUACAAUAUCCAACCAUCAUGAGAAAAAGCACUGUGAGUAUUUUCCUGGUCAUAGCUUGGCUUGUACCUGACCCUGACAGUAUUGCAGUCCAAGCAAUAGGAAUGGCUAAAAGUAAACUGUGUUCCUUUCAUUUAAAAUCAAUAUUUUGUAACAAUGCAAUUUACACUCUUCAGUGUGUAAGAUCAAGGUUAGUUACUGUAUUUGGUAUAAUUUGUUAUUUUGAUUUUGUGAUACUUCCUCUUCUUUUUAUAGUUUUCACAUACACAAAAAUCUUUAUGGUCUCUUAAAACAGUCGUAAAGUAAUCAAGAAAAAAGCUGCAGAGACCUGUUUACCCCACAUACUGGUUUUAGUGAGCUUUUCCUGUUUAGGUGUCUAUGAUGUAACCAUAUCUCGAGUGGAAUCAGAUUUCCCUAAAACUGCACGCUUUAUAGUGUCAUUACAGCUAGCUUUGUAUCAACCUUUAUUUAAUCCAUUAAUAUACGGGCUUAAAAUGAAGGAAAUUUCUAAACAUCUAAAAAGGUUGUUUUGUCCAACAAAAAUUAUUUGA